AUGACUUGGAGACGGGCCGCCGUCCUCGGUGCCUUUUUACUCACUUUACUUUUAAAGGUGUCAGAUGGAUCGGGACAGUUCGAGUUGCAGAUCUUAUCCACGCACAACGCGAACGGAGAGUUGCUGAACGGCGCGUGCUGCCACGGCACACGGAGCACCGCGGACACCAAGUGCACGCGGGGAGAGUGUCGAACCUUUUUUAAAGUUUGCCUCAAGGAAUACCAGUCGAGGGUUUCGGCGGCGGGGACCUGCAGUUUCGGAACGGGAACUACGCCUGUCCUCGGAGGGAAUACAUUUUCUUUUAGGAGCUCGGUCAGGAAUGACAAGGCCAGGAUAGUUUUGCCCUUCAGCUUCGCAUGGCCGAGAUCCUACACUUUGAUAAUACAAGCGUUGGACUUCAACAAUGAAACCAGCGGUGCAGAUGGGAGAGUGAUAGAGAAAUAUUUGUACUCGGGCCAGAUCAACCCGAGCCCAAACUGGCAUAAGAAGACCCACAAUGGCCCCGUCGCUCAGUUCGAGUACCAGAUCCGGGUCAGCUGCGACGAGCACUACUACGGCUUCGGCUGCAACAAGUUCUGUCGACCCAGGGACGAGUUCUUUGGGCAUUACACGUGCGACUACAACGGUAACAAGACUUGUCUGGAAGGCUGGUCGGGACCAGAAUGCAACACUGCAAUAUGCCGACAAGGCUGCAGUACUGAACACGGAUCAUGUCAGGAGCCCGGUGUUUGCACGUGUUUGUACGGCUGGCAAGGCCAAUACUGUGACAAGUGUAUCCCCCACCCCGGCUGUGUACAUGGCACAUGUGUGGAACCUUGGCAGUGCCUCUGCGACACCAACUGGGGUGGACAUCUUUGCGACAAAGAUCUCAACUACUGUGGCACUCACCAGCCGUGUAUUAACGGAGGGACUUGCAGCAACACUGGACCGGACAAGUACCAGUGUUCGUGUGCUGAAGGUUAUUCUGGAGCCAACUGUGAGAGAGCGGAACAUGCCUGUUUGUCCAAUCCCUGCUCAAAUGGCGGCAGCUGCUCAGAAACCAGUCACGGUUAUGAAUGUCACUGUGUGCCAGGCUGGAGCGGCCCUUCCUGCACUCUCAAUAUUGAUGACUGCUCUCCAAACCAUUGUAAUCACGGAGGGACCUGCCAAGAUCUUGUCAACGGCUACAAAUGUCUUUGUCCCUCUCAGUGGACUGGAAAGACAUGUUUGAUAGAUGCCAACGAAUGUGACGCCAAACCCUGCGUAAAUGCCAACUCGUGCCGCAACCUGAUUGGCGGGUACUUCUGCGAAUGCAGCCCCGGUUGGACGGGCCAGAACUGUGACGUCAAUAUAAACGACUGCAUGGACCAAUGCCAAAAUGGGGGAAUCUGCAAGGACUUGGUGAAUGGAUAUCGCUGUGUGUGUCCCCCCGGCUUCACCGGCGAGCACUGCGAGAGGGACAUUGACGAGUGUGCCAGCUCGCCUUGUCUCAACGGCGGGCGCUGCCAGGACGACAUCAACGGCUUCCACUGUCUCUGUCUGGCCAGAUUUUCAGGGAAUCUCUGCCAGCUGGAUAUCGAUUACUGCUCGCCCAACCCCUGUCAGAAUGGAGCACCCUGUUUCAACUUGGCCACAGACUACUACUGCGCCUGCCCGGAGGACUACGAGGGCAAGAACUGCUCUCACCUCAAGGACCACUGUCGCACCACUACAUGUAAAGUGAUUGACAGUUGCACGGUUGCGGUGGCAUCUAACAGUACGCCUGGAGGAGAGCGCUACAUUUCGUCCAAUGUGUGCGGGCCUCAUGGGCGGUGCCGGAGCCAAGCCGCUGGCCAGUUCAGUUGCGAAUGUCAAGAAGGCUUCAGAGGAACCUACUGCCAUGAAAAUAUCAACGACUGCGAGAGCAGCCCGUGUCGCAACGGUGGCACCUGUAUCGACAAAGUUAGCGUGUACCAGUGUAUCUGCGCUGACGGCUGGGAGGGCGACCACUGUGAGAUCAACAUUGACGACUGCAGCGCCAACCCCUGUCAUAAUGGUGGGACGUGUCGGGACCUGGUGACUGAUUUCUUUUGCGAGUGCAAGAAUGGCUGGAAGGGGAAAACGUGCCACUCCCGCGAAAGUCAGUGCGAUGAAGCCACUUGCAACAACGGAGGCACCUGCCAUGAUGAGGGCAAUGCCUUCCAGUGCAAGUGCUCCCCAGGGUGGGAGGGGACAACAUGCAACAUAGCCAAAAAUUCGAGCUGUCUUCCAAACCCUUGUGAGAAUGGAGGUACCUGCGUGGUGACGGGGGAGUCUUUCUCCUGUGUCUGCAAGGAGGGCUGGGAGGGUCCCACGUGCACCCAAAACACCAACGACUGCAGUCCACACCCAUGCUACAACAGUGGAACCUGUGUUGACGGAGACAACUGGUACCGCUGCGAGUGCGCCCCAGGCUUCGCAGGCCCAGACUGUCGGAUCAAUAUCAAUGAAUGCCAGUCCUCCCCGUGCUCUUUCGGAUCCACUUGUGUCGAUGAAAUUAACGGCUACCGCUGUCUGUGCCCACCAGACAGAAGUGGGGCGCACUGUCAAGAAGUGACAAGAAAAGCCUGCUCAGUUAAUGGACGCGUGAUAUCUGACGGGGUCAAAUGGGAUGAAGACUGCAACACUUGCCACUGUUUCAAUGGGAAAGUCAUAUGCACAAAGAUGUUGUGUGGUCCAGUAGCAUGCCACCUCGGUACCAAAGGCCGAAGCGGCUGUCCUUCAGGCCAGAGCUGCUUCCCCAUCAGAGAGGGCCACUGUUUCGUCAAACCCUGCCUCGGACUCGGGGAGUGCUGGCGCCCUGGUCCGAUUCCGCCGACCCCCAAAUGUCACCCAAGCUCUAGCUACGAGGAUAAUAGCUGCACCAACAUCACCUUCACCUUCGACAAGGAUAUCUUGUCUAGGAGCUUGACUGUGGAGAAUGUGUGUAACCAGCUGAGGCGCUUGUACGUGGUCAAGAAUUUGUCUUUGGAGCAUUCCGUGUCUAUAACCUGUGACCCGUCAUUCUCAGCCAGCAACGAGAUCCACGUCUGCAUCUCAACAGAGGACCACCGUUUGGACCGGAGUCCUAUAAAGGAGAUCACCGAGCGGCUAAUUGACCUGGUCAGCAAACGCAACGGGAACAACACUAUCAUCGCUUCCAUCGUGGAAGUGUGCGUGCCGAGCCCCAGCAAAACUGACUACCUAGUGCCCCUCCUCAGCUCCAUCUUCAUCGUCCUGUGGGUCCUCCUUCUCAUCUCCAUCCUGCUUUGGUGCAUGCGUCGCCGGCGGAAACAGAGUAGCCUCGGUGGCGGGGCGGCAGCGGCCGCCGGCUCCGAUGAUAAUACCACCAACAACGUGCGCGAGCAGCUCAACCAGAUCAAGAACCCCAUCGAGAAGCACGUGGGCCUGUCGGUGGCCAUCAAAGACUACGAGCACAAGAACUCCAUCAUCGCCAACAUGAGGACAAAUCACCCCGAGGGGGACGAGGACGACAAGGAGAGGCACCUCCAGAAGGGCCGCUUCGCCAAACAGCCGGCGUACACACUGGUGGAGCGGGACGAGAAGAUCUCGGGCCCCAACUCGGCCGGCAAACACCCAAAUUGGACUAAUAAACAGGACAACAGAGACUUGGAGACGGCAAACAGCAUAAACAGAAUGGACUACAUAGUAUAG
Molecule: messenger RNA, 3651 nt
Organism: Nerophis lumbriciformis (worm pipefish)
Lineage: Eukaryota; Metazoa; Chordata; Actinopteri; Syngnathiformes; Syngnathidae
Source: RefSeq, a predicted model, not a curated record